This is a messenger RNA of Siniperca chuatsi (mandarin fish), 1695 nucleotides long. Its product is annotated as cytochrome b-c1 complex subunit 2, mitochondrial. Lineage: Eukaryota; Metazoa; Chordata; Actinopteri; Centrarchiformes; Sinipercidae. The record is from RefSeq and is a predicted model, not a curated record. Gene Ontology annotation, molecular function: metal ion binding. The transcript has 14 exons. The coding region runs from base 105 to 1481 and encodes 458 amino acids. Gene Ontology annotation, cellular component: mitochondrion.
AAAUCAUCUUUGAUAGGCUGCACGGUGCAGUGGAUUGUGGGUAAGACGCCAGCCCGCCGCCAUAUCUGUCUUUCUGUACCGGCUGUAGGAGAGAGUUAGGAGCCAUGAGAGGAAUCCGGUCUCUGAACCAUUUCCCCAAACGUUGCUAUGCUGCUGCCAGGAGGAGUGAAGCUCUGACUGAACCCCUUGCAGGCCGCACACCAUCCUCAGCACCUCUCCCUCCCCAAAAUGUCCAGGUGUCCAAGCUUCCAAACGGUCUGGUGAUAGCAUCACUGGAAAACUACUCCCCCUCGUCCAGUAUUGGUGUGUUUGUGAAAGCUGGGAGUCGCUAUGAGACUGUGGAAAACCAGGGCGUCUCUCAUGUGCUACGAAUGGCAGCAAACCUGACUACUAAGGGCGCGUCUGCCUUCAAGAUCUGUCGCGGUGUGGAAGCACUGGGGGGCAGCUUGAGUGUGACAUCAUCAAGAGAGACAAUGAUUUACACCGCAGACUGCUUGAGAGAUCACCUAGAUUCAUUAAUGGAGUAUUUGGUCAACGUAACCACAGCUCAGGAGUUCCGGCCGUGGGAGGUAGACGACCUGACGUCCAGGGUGAAGAUAGACAAGGCUCUGGCUCAGCAGUGUCCUCAGAUAGGUGUAAUUGAGAAGUUGCACGAAGCAGCGUACAAAAACGCCCUGUCUAACUCCCUGUACUGCCCUGACUACAUGGUCGGCCGUGUCACCUCUAACCAGCUGCAGUCAUUUGUUGAGGACAAUUUCACCACUGGCAGAAUGGCUCUUGUAGGACUAGGUGUAAAGCACUCUGUCCUGAGGCAGGUGGGCGAGGAGCUCCUGAGUGUCCGCAGUGGGGCUGGAGCACCUGUGGCUAAGGCUGUGUACCGUGGAGGUGAGCUGCGGGUGCAGAACAACAAUGACCUGGUCCACGCACUGGUUGCCAGCGAGGGUGGUGUGACAGGUAGUGCAGAGGCUAAUGCCUUCAUCGUGUUGCAAAGGAUCCUGGGAGCUGGGCCACAUGUAAAGAGGGGCUCCAACAUCACCAGCAAACUGAGCCAGGGUAUUGCCAAAGCUACCGCACAGCCUUUUGAUGCCACAGCCUUCAAUGCCUCGUACUCUGACUCCGGACUGUUUGGCGUCUAUACCAUUGCACAAGCUGACUCAGCAGGAGAGGUGAUCAAAGCUGCCAUUGCUCAAGUGAGAGGUGUGGCUGAGGGAAAUGUAUCAGAGGCUGACGUCAUCAGAGCAAAGAACCAGGUGAAAGCAGAGUACCUGAUGUGUCUCGAGAGCUCUGAGAGCUUGUUGGAGGAGAUCGGUGCUCAGGCUCUGACCACUGCAGCGUACCAGGUCCCUGACGCUGCUGUCCAGGUGAUAGAUGCUGUCACCCACGACGAUGUGGUCGAGGCUGCGAAAAAAUUUGUGGAAGGCAAGAAGACCAUGGCAGCUAGUGGACGCCUCGUUAAUACGCCAUUUGUGGAUGAAGUAUGAAAAUAAAAUUAUGCUGUGCCUGGUUGCUUAAAAAGGAAAGAGGACCUCAAAGCCACAUCAUCCUGCAGCAAUUCAUUUGAUGUCACCAAUCAUUUGUAGUCUGUCCUGCAUUAAGUGUAAGCACCAACAGGGAGCUGGAGAAUCAUAAUGCAAUUGUUUUUUUUGUCAAUUUAACUGUAUAUCUAUGUAAAUUAAAGUAAUGACAGUAAUAACA